Molecule: messenger RNA, 684 nt
Organism: Plasmodium adleri (nom. inval.)
Lineage: Eukaryota; Apicomplexa; Aconoidasida; Haemosporida; Plasmodiidae
Product: 50S ribosomal protein L24, putative
Exons: 1
Coding region: 1-684 (227 amino acids)
Biological process (GO): translation
Cellular component (GO): mitochondrion; ribosome
Molecular function (GO): structural constituent of ribosome; RNA binding
Source: RefSeq, a predicted model, not a curated record
AUGUCGAGAUAUGUAAAAUAUUUUGUUCAAGCGAAAAAACUAGAUAAAAGGAAAAGGAAAUAUUAUAAACUAGAUUUCCUAGAAUUAAACAAAGAAUUAAGUAUUCCACAUCCUUUAAGAGAACAAAAUCAACCGAAACGAUUGGACUUGUCGAAAUAUUUAAAUAUAGAAGUAGGUGAUUUAGUUAAGGUGUUGUAUGGACCGGAUAAAGAUAAAGAAGGGUUAGUAUUAAGCAUUAACACUAAAAGAAAUACAGUAACUGUUGAUGGAUGUAAUAUGAAGAAAUCUGCUUGGAAUGUAACAGAUAAUAAGAAAGGUUCAAUUAUUACACAAGAAAUGCCUAUUCAUAUAACAAAUGUUUCUUUAUUAGAUCCAAUAAGUAAAAAACCAACAGUUGUCAAAAGGAGAUAUAUGAUGAAUGGUGAAUGUGUACGUAUAUCUAAAAUUUCAGGGUGUGCAAUGCCUGAACCUGUUCAUAAAAAUAUCUUGAAGGAACAAAAUAAUUAUGAACGGUUUAUACACCAAAAAAAAACCGGACCUCCCAUCAAAGAUAUAUAUGCAGAAAAAGAUUACAAGAAUUUCAAUUUAUUAAAAAAAAUAGCCUAUGAAAUAAAAAAAAAGCGAUUUUAUGAUAUGAAAAAUUUUUUUAAAAAGGAUGAUCAAGUUGAAAAUGACACUCACUAA